CAACAGGAUGUAUCUAUGCUUAUUCAGCAUGUUGUACUAUUUGAAUGACUCUUGUCCUGGCAGUGAGAUCUGACAGCUGCAAAAAAGGAGGUCAUGCGUGUUGGGCUGCGACCACGCAGUGGCUGCCUUGUGCUGUGUCUGGGCCUGUCUGCCGUCACAAUGCUGCUGCAGAGCUUCUGGGUACCUCAAGAAAUGUCUACAUAUGAACCUUCUAGGAGGUUACGUGCACAAGAUCAAGGUCAGCAAAGUCUGGGUUUACACAAGCUGAGCCUUCGUUUGGAGGCCCUUAAUACUCAUGUGCAGAGGCUGAGCAGACAACAAAAUACAAAGAUGACCCCAGAUGACCUUCUAGGAGUUCUACAGAGCUUUAGACAGGACCAGCAAGGCUUGGCCCGCUUGGUCAAGAGAGAGCUGAAGAAAGUUUCCCACACGCUGGACCAGUUAAACCAUCAUCACCUGCCUCACACAUCUACCACACAUGGCAGUCAUGGUGAAAGCACAGGACCCAAAGAGUGGUGUGUGGUGCCGGUGGAUCCUGCAUAUCCACUGUGUGCAGAGAAAGUUGAGUUCCUGCAGGCCCAGUGGCAGUCAGACCCCUGCUAUGCCUUCUAUGGUGUGGACGGCACCACCUGCUCCAUAUUGACUUACCUCAGCCAAAUAGAGAACUUCUGCCCCCCUCUACCUGGCCGGAACUUGUCUUCUCCCCCAUGGCAUCAGAAACCACCGCCAUAUACUAAUAAAGCUGAGAUACGUUCAACGCUGAAACUGCUCUUUGAGGCCAUCGGCAACAACAGCGGUGCUGCAGUGACAUUCAUGCUGUCCAGAGUGGAAAUGAUGUCGGAGUGCUGGAAACAGGCUGCUGUCAGGAUGAGACAGCACAACAAGACUCAUAGCUCUCAGAUGAAGGUGCUGCUUUAUCCUGGUGCCCUGGCUGGGGAUGGAGGCCAACGUUUCCAAGCCAUGGUGGAAAGAGGUGGUCCUCUUGGAGAGCUAGUUCAAUGGGCAGAUCUUAGUGCCUGUUUGACCAUCCUGGGACACAAUCUGACACUGAGCACCUCACAGCAUCACCUCCGCAGCCUGAUUGGUGCCCCUCCUGGCCGAGGCAGCUGUCCCAUUAAGGCACCCCUGACCUUUGACCUCAUCUAUACCGACUACCAUGGCCUAGCUCACCUUCGAGGAGCCAUGGGACUGGCUUUCCAGCAUUACCAGUGUCGCUUCAGAAUCCUGGACUCAUUUGGCACUGAGCCGGCCUUUAACUUGGGAAGUUACGCAAGCAGCCAUGGCUAUAAGACACUGUGGGGCAGCUGGAACCUUCACCCUUUGCAGUACAUGACCAUGUUCCCACAUACGCCUGAUAAUUCCUUCCUGGGCUUUGUAAGUCAAGAGGCAGGACAGGGGCAGGAGUCUGACCUCUACAGGAAGGAGAAGAUAGCAGUCAUCUAUGGCAAGCAGGAGUACAUGUGGCAGGGAAAAUCGGAAUAUAUACAGGUGAUUAGUGAAGAUCUGGAGACUCAUGCUACUGUCUACCAGCCUCCAGGACAUGUCUCCACCUUGCCCAGUUUUGUGAGAAACCACGGCCUGCUCUCCCAACAACACUUCCUGCGACUCCUCCGCACAGCCAAGGUGUUUGUAGGUCUUGGUUUUCCGUACGAGGGUCCAGCACCUAUCGAGGCUAUCGCUCUGGGCUGCAUUUUCCUCCAGCCACGUGUCAGUCCGCCUCACUCCUCAGACAAUAACGACUUCUAUAAAGGCAAACCCACAACAAGACAGAUAUCCUCCCAGCACCCCUAUGCUGAAGAUUUCAUUGGUCGGCCUCACGUGUGGACGGUGAAUGCGACAAACAGGACACAAGUGCGGGAAGCUGUCAAAGAAAUUCUACGCACAGAGGUUAAGCCUCUAACGCCAAGAGAGUUCUCCUGUGAUGGAAUGCUGGAGCGGGUCCAUCAUUAUAUCACUCACCAGAAUUUCUGCAGUGCAUCAAUCACCACAUGGCCGCCCAAAAGUGCUCUAAGAGUCCACCUGGGUCCUCUCGGUCAGUCAUGUGUAAGCGUGUGUGCACGGUCCUCCCUGGUGUGUGAGCCAUCACUCUUUCAACGACUUAACAACCUUGAAGUGUUCACCAGUCUUGGAAUCGGUUGUGCCAGCACACUGGAGGAAGUCAACCACAUAUUCCCCGCCUACACCCCCUGGGGUCGACUCUGUCAACUUCAGCAGGAACCGCUGCUGUUCAGCUGUUCCGGUUCUGACCCUUCCCACCGCCGCCUGUGUCCGUGCAGAGCUUAUCGACCUGGACAGGUGGCACUAAGCCCUUAGGACAUGGAGGACAUGGCAGGAAUGAAGUAUGAAGUUAAGGAAUCAGGUCCAUCAGUGCUUCCUUUUGUGUAGAUUUGUUUUCACUUUGACUAAAGAGGACAGCUUCACUGCUGAUGCUACAUAAAAAACAAAUGAGACUUAAAUC
Messenger RNA from Doryrhamphus excisus (bluestripe pipefish), 2458 nucleotides. Its product is annotated as alpha-1,6-mannosylglycoprotein 6-beta-N-acetylglucosaminyltransferase B-like. Gene Ontology annotation, biological process: protein N-linked glycosylation. Gene Ontology annotation, molecular function: alpha-1,6-mannosylglycoprotein 6-beta-N-acetylglucosaminyltransferase activity. NCBI's taxonomy places the organism in Eukaryota, Metazoa, Chordata, Actinopteri, Syngnathiformes, Syngnathidae. Gene Ontology annotation, cellular component: Golgi apparatus. The record is from RefSeq and is a predicted model, not a curated record.